Molecule: messenger RNA, 891 nt
Organism: Alternaria burnsii
Lineage: Eukaryota; Fungi; Ascomycota; Dothideomycetes; Pleosporales; Pleosporaceae
Product: duf-domain-containing protein
Exons: 2
Coding region: 1-891 (296 amino acids)
Source: RefSeq, a predicted model, not a curated record
AUGGCAGACAGCGCCCCCGCCAACGACUCGAACGGCAAUGGCAGCAGCCUCAACCCUUUCGCCAAAAAGGACUCUCACUCUGACCAAUCCAUCCUCCUCUACAAGAUCACCACAACCAUCUCCUGGCUCCUACUCGUAGUCUCAGCCAUCUACACCACCUUCGCCUCGCCCAACGGUCCAAACUCGCACAAGUUCUGGCACAACAACCCCUCCACGCCCUUUGCGCAGUCCAGCAUCUUCACAUCCAUCUACGUAUUGAUCAUCUUCAUUUUGCAGUUUGGCUACGCGUACGCGCUGUACAUGAGCGAUACCACCUACGUCACUUCAGCCGCCAACCUCGGUAGCCAUUUUAUUGCCAACAACUUGCUUUUGUUCGGCUUUGUGUUUCUCUUCACGCACACGCACUACUGGCUCGCACUGUUCUUGCUCGUGCUCAACUUUGGUAAUCUCACUAUGGCGUAUUUCCGCCACAGCACUGCGCCAAGGGCUAUCCAUAUCGGUACUGUUAGUGGACCGUUGGCUUGGAACUUUGUCGCGCUCUACUGGGUUGGUGCGAUCGCGGUUCAUUCGAAUCAUUUUGCGGCGAGAAUCGUGGCAAAUGUGUUUAUUUGGGGAUGGCUGGGCUACGGCAUGUUCUUCUUGGUGGCGUACAAGGACUACACCAUGGGAUUUGCGCUAAGUGUGCUGUGUUUCUCAACCGGCGUUGGACAGUUCCUUACCCGCCCGCACCUCUUCCAGCUUCAGUGGAUCUUUGCUUUCACAAUUGGUGGUCUGCUCUUCUUGCUUUCGCUUGCUGUCGGCAUGCCCGGCUUGCUUGGACGCGAUCCUUUCCCUCGUGGCCAGAUCGUCAGCGAGGAUAGGGAGAGGGCACCCUUGUUGGCUGAUGACUAG